Molecule: messenger RNA, 1203 nt
Organism: Microthlaspi erraticum
Lineage: Eukaryota; Viridiplantae; Streptophyta; Magnoliopsida; Brassicales; Brassicaceae
Source: the annotation of a GenBank genome assembly
AUGGUUCUUGUUAGUUUCUUCUUAAGAAUCAUCACUUUCACUCUAACUCUGAAUCAGCUCGUUGAUGGGUUUCAGAGUCGAAUGUUGAUGGAUAAUGGGCUUGCUCUCACUCCUCAAAUGGGAUGGAACAGCUGGAAUCAUUUUCAGUGUAACAUCAAUGAAACCCUCAUCAAACAAACCGGUGAUUACGGAUUCUAUUCUGAUGCAAUGGUUUCAAGUGGUCUCUCUGCAAUAGGCUACAAGUAUAUCAACAUAGAUGAUUGUUGGGGUGAACUCAACAGAGACUCCAAGGGGAAUUUGGUUGCGAAAGCAUCGACAUUUCCUUCAGGGAUCAAAGCUUUAUCAGAUUAUGUUCAUAGCAAAGGGCUUAAGCUUGGGAUCUACUCUGAUGCUGGGACUCUUACCUGCAGCCAAACCAUGCCGGGAUCACUCGGGCAUGAAGAACAAGAUGCCAGAACAUUUGCUUCAUGGGGUAUUGAUUACUUGAAGUAUGAUAAUUGCGAAAACACAGGGACAAGUCCAAAAGAAAGAUACCCAAAGAUGAGCAAAGCUCUGAUAAACUCAGGAAGAUCCAUUUUCUUCUCUUUGUGUGAAUGGGGACAAGAGGAUCCAGCAACUUGGGCAGUAGAUAUUGGUAACAGCUGGAGAACAACUGGAGAUAUUGAAGAUAACUGGAACAGCAUGACAAGAAUAGCAGAUCAGAAUGAUCGAUGGGCAUCUUACGCAAGACCAGGAUCUUGGAAUGAUCCAGACAUGCUCGAAGUGGGAAAUGGAGGCAUGACUAGAGAAGAAUACAGAUCACAUUUCAGCAUCUGGGCAUUGGCAAAAGCUCCUUUGCUGAUCGGUUGCGAUCUUAGAUCCAUGGACAAAGUCACCUUUGAGUUGCUUAGCAACAAAGAGGUGAUCGCUGUUAAUCAAGACAAACUUGGGAUCCAAGGAAAGAAAAUCAAGAAAGAGGGUGAUCUUGAGGUAUGGGCAGGUCCGCUAAGCAAGAAACGAGUAGCUGUUAUCCUAUGGAACAGAGGAUCAUCACCUGCAAACAUCACAGCUCGAUGGGAGGAGAUUGGCCUUGAUUCAUCAGCUGUUGUCAAUGCUCGUGACUUAUGGGCGCAUUGGACACAUUCGGGUGUUAAAAAACAGCUGUCUGCCCUAGUGGAGCCUCAUGCCUGCAAGAUGUAUACUCUUACCAGACGCAAAGCAUAA